GGGGAUUCCACACAGUUUCUCGUGCAGAGGAGAAAAUGCGACAAGGUCUUUAUUAAGGAUGCGACAUCUGCUCUUUCUCUUUCAUUAUUGACGCUUGUAGCUGCAAUGUCCAACGUUGCUCAUCAUGGUGUCAUUGAAAUGGAAGACGGUAAACACAGAAUUAGUAGGGAGAGAAGUAUAUUUCUUCUGGUUCCACCUGCACAACACCAAGUUAUUCGUAGAGAGAUAAGACAAUUGAUACCAGAGCUCAUAGGUGAAUUUCUUGGAAUGUGGUAUAUUAUGGCAACUGCUACAGCUAUCACUUGUAUGAUGUUAUUUUACAGUCCAAGUCCGUUUCUUCCAGGAUUUUUGGGCCUGGCUCUUCCCUGGGGUUUUGCUUUUACCUUUAUGGUAUUUUCUGUUGGUGCGAUUAGUGGUGGACACUUCAACUUUUCUGUAACGCUGGCCUUUGCUUGCUUUAGAGGUUUUCCCAAAUGGAAAGCAUUGCCGUACUUUGUUGCACAAGUUCUGGGAGGAACAUGUGGAACAUUGAAUAUGUGGUUCACUUAUUAUCCAGUAGGUUAUCAGAUUGCAGCAGGGAAGCCCCUAAGUGAAGCAACAACUGUAACAGCGGCAUUCUUCAACAAUGCCGAUUUGAGUGAAUAUACAACUAUCCACUCCUUUGGAAUACAAGCUUUUUAUACUGCGUUCCUACUGUUUGUUAUUUUUGCAAUAACAGAUCCCUACAAUCCACUUGCUCCUGGUGCAAAUAUGUUUCCGGUUAUUGUUGGUUUCUUGGUUAUGCAACUUGGCUGUUCGCUAGGAAUGAUUAACCAAUUUACUAUCAAUCCCUCUCGUGACUUGAGUGCCCGUAUUGCUGGAGCCAUGUUAGGAAUGGGUAAAACUGCUUUACCUGGUCCUGGUGGUAUGUUGUGGGCUAAUCAGAUAGGCUCCAUGUUGGGUGGUAUUUCAGGAGGUUUUGUUUAUGAGGCUUUAGUACGUCCCUUUAUGCCAAGAGUAGAAGAGUUGGGUCCAACUCCUUUUAUGAUACAAUGGGAAAAGUUUUACAAUUGGAUUCGUGGAAGAAAAGGAGAAAGCAUAUAUCGUACAAAUCAGAAUGGAAUAGCCAGUGCAUCUCAAGACGAUCAAAUUCAAGUUUCUGAAACAUUUGAACAAAAGAGAUAUAUUCACGAAGAAGAUAAAUUUGCUUCCAACGUGCAACAUGUUCCUGAUUAAACAUAUAUACCUAUACGAAUCUUAGUUUCUACUUUGAGAAUAUGCCUUUUACUACGUUGGCAAAUAAAAACUUUUGUGUUUGUCUCAUAUAUAUUGGAUAAUAGCAAUUGAAGAAG
Molecule: messenger RNA, 1331 nt
Organism: Galdieria sulphuraria
Lineage: Eukaryota; Rhodophyta; Bangiophyceae; Galdieriales; Galdieriaceae
Product: aquaglyceroporin related protein, MIP family
Exons: 1
Coding region: 106-1215 (369 amino acids)
Biological process (GO): glycerol transmembrane transport; water transport
Cellular component (GO): plasma membrane
Molecular function (GO): glycerol channel activity; water channel activity
Source: RefSeq, a predicted model, not a curated record